AUUUUGUAGCUCGUGAAAUUCUCUAUCGAAUGGUAUAUAAUAGUUGGGGUUUUAGUUGACUAUGAUAGGAAAAGUCUUUUACGAAAGUGGGGAUGGGUCGAUCUUUCCAUAGGGAAGGUGCAGGGAAAAAUGAGUCUUUUUGCAAUAACUCAGGAAGGGCUCGGCCAAUCCUUCUCAUCUUCGAACUCGACCGAGAUAUUGUUAAGACUGAACUGUGUAGAAAAUUUCAUCGCGAUCGGACUCUCCUUUCAAAAGUUAUCGUGUUAACGGCCGGACGGCCGGACACACUGACCGAUUCUAGAGUGUACUCACUUUUUGAGUACACAAUAAACUAAAAUCAGGAGCAAUCAGGAGAAAACCAUGAAAAUCAGCUCCUGAAUUCACAAGAAUUUUAAUCAGGAGAAGAUUCAAAAAGUCAGGAGUCUCCUGGUCAAAUCAGGAGAUUUGGCAACUCUGAUAAUUUCAUGAUCAAAUGAACAAGAUCAAUAAUAUUGAUAUUGAUAGUUUUCAGCUAAUAACAAGAAACUAAUCUAUAUGAAUGACAGCUUGAUAGUGAAAAGCCAAGAUACUGUUUACAACGACGCCAUUACACACUUUAUUAUUAUGACACAGCCUCCACUGUAUUGAUUGAUAUGAAACUAGUUUUACAGCUGUAGCGUAGGGACAUCUUCCGCGUGAAACUCAGUUUGAUCGAAAAUAAAAUAUACAAAUUAAAAGAGAACUUAAUAUAAAGUAUUUCUAUAAUAAUUUUUUUUUCUGAUGUGAAUAUGUGAACUAGAUGUCUCCACUGGUAGUGUAUCAUGCUGUCAAUUGGUGAUUCUAGUCACAUUGUUUUCGCCAGACAACGUACUAAUAAAAAAAAAUCAUAUUUUUGAUUUAUUCGAUUAUUUUAAUGAAAGAAUUUGAUGGCAACAGGAACACCAACAACUAAUUCUCAUAGUGGAAAACAUCCCCAUGUCGAUACGACACACUAGUGACACAUGUGUCGACACAUUAUAUGACACAUGUAACUUCAGUCACGCUUUGAUACAUGUGUCACCAGUGUGUCAUAGUGUGUCGACACAUGUGCGUAACGUGUGUUACGAUGUGUCGACACAUUCAUAUCCACCGUGUCGCCGUGUGUCUGUGUCGCUUUUUAAAAUCAUUCUAUUGGCUUAUCUUUCGUCACUAGCAGCUAUUAUUAUAUUAAUAGAUAUAUUAAUAUUUAAUUUUUUUUAGCAGCAUUCGCUGCACAAUACCUUUAUUUCAAUAAAAAAAAUGUGUAUUUAACAAAAAAAUAUACAUAAAAAAAUACACAUAAAAAAAUAUAAAUAAAAAAAAUAAAAUGUACAUUAAAAAAAAAUAAAAUGCACAUUAAAAAAAAAAACAUUAAAAAAUAUAAAUAAUAAAAUACAAUGUACAUAAAAAAAAUGAAAUAUACAUUUAAAAAUAACAUGCACAUAAAAGAAUUUACAUGAAAAAAAUAACUAAAAAAUGGAGACCAUGCACAGUUGCAUUAUUCGUAGAACGGAGAUGUUUUUGGAACAAAUUUGGGCAAAUUUAUAAAAAAAAAAUAAGAUUAAAUUAUAUAAAAAAAAAAACUUACGUGAAUUCUAUUAAUAAUUUCAUUCAAAAAAUUUAAUAUAAUAUCCGUUGUUAAACUUUAAGAUCUAAAACUAUAAAAUAAAAUUCAAUUUAAUUUUAAAAAAUUAAUUUAUUUUCAGCUUAUAAGGACGACGUUUCAAAUUUAUAUAGACGAAAAGAAAUACGUUUUUUUUUCUUUCCUUUCCUUUAUCCAUACUAUAUCGCUAUUUAUCCAUGACACGCUACCGAUACAUGUGUCGACACAUGCCGUACAGAAAAAUCACUGUGAUGACACAUAUCGUUACAUGUAACUCCAUCGUGUCAUUGUGUCGACACAUGUGUCGGUAGCGUGUCGUAUAGACAUGGGAUCGAUUAGAACCUGAAAUAGAAAAAUAUCGUUUAGAACUUAAUUGGACUAAAAUUCUUGAUAAAUUAAAAAGUGCAAAAGUUUCAGAAUAUGUUAAAUUUUUGGAAGGAGAAGCUCAAUUAGAAUAUUAUUUACAACAAUAUCCAUUAACUGAUUAUCGUCAUAUAGAACAAUCUCGAAAUGAUUUAAUUCGUGUUGAAAAUCUUCUAAAAUCAGGUGGAUCAAUUCGUUCAUUUGAAGAUUUACAUGAAAUAAUUAAAUCAUUUGAUGAUUCUUGUAAAUUAAGUCAAACAUAUUAUGCUGCUGUUGAAAAAUCUAAGCAUUUAAGUAGUGAGAAUUUAGAUAUUGAAAAUUCUUUAAUUGAAUUAGCUUAUCAACGUUUAUCACUUUUACAUGCUUCAAACAAUAGUAUAAAAACAGCUAUUGAAAUAUUUCGUUCAUAUAUUCGAAAUGUUCAUAUUAAAUCAUUAGAAACAAUGAGGCAAACAUUAAUUAAACAAUAUGCCGAAUUAUUAUUAUAA
Messenger RNA from Rotaria sordida, 2451 nucleotides. The record is from the annotation of a GenBank genome assembly. NCBI's taxonomy places the organism in Eukaryota, Metazoa, Rotifera, Eurotatoria, Philodinida, Philodinidae.